Sinocyclocheilus rhinocerous is the source of this 1236-nucleotide messenger RNA. It is a transcript of the gene ubtd1a, whose product is annotated as ubiquitin domain containing 1a. NCBI's taxonomy places the organism in Eukaryota, Metazoa, Chordata, Actinopteri, Cypriniformes, Cyprinidae. The transcript is spliced from 3 exons. Bases 350 to 1009 code for a protein of 219 amino acids. The record is from RefSeq and is a predicted model, not a curated record. Gene Ontology annotation, molecular function: protein binding.
AGUUGACUGGAUUAGGUUUGUUGUAAAAAGUCACUCAUACAUCUAAACCCAAGCCAGGGAUUGUAAAAGCAAGGUCUAUUUCUUGCUGUUUGAAGAUAUCUUGGUGAUCUGCUUUGAUUUAUAUUUGUUCAGUUGUUAUUUUUAGAUUCAGAAAACAGGUGAUGGGCGUGUACAUUUUGCAAGAAACUGGUCUAAGCUACUAGCGGAGUGUCAUGAGUUUUGCUGUGACAGGACAACUUGUAGCACUGCGCAUGUGGAGUUGAUUGUCUCUCAAACCCCUGCAUGAAGUCAUAGGAGCGACUGUGCAGUAACUUUUCACUGGUUAGAGGAAUAACUGACUGCUCAGACCAUGGGAGUUGCAAACUCAAGAGACUAUCAACCAACGAUAACAGUUGUGCUGAAAAGACGCAAUGAGCCCCUGAAGAAAGAUAAGCCCAAGUGGAAAAGUGAAUAUCCUAUGACAGAGGGCCAGCUGCGCAGUAAAAGAGAUGAAUUCUGGGACACGGCCCCAGCUUUUGAUGGCCGUAAAGAGAUCUGGGAUGCACUGAAAGCUGCAGCUGUAGCGAUUGAAUGUAACGACCAUGAACUGGCGCAGGCUAUUGUAGAUGGAGUCAGCAUCACACUGCCUCAUGGGUCCCUUAUGGAGUGCUAUGAUGAACUGGGGAACCGCUAUCAGCUCCCUGCAUACUGCUUGGCUCCUCCAGUCAACCUGGUGUCCAAGUGCAACGAUCAUAAUGUGUCUGAAAACUCUGAGCUACAGGAGAAGAAGGAGUUCCAGCUGAGGGUGCGUCUCUCCAGCGGAAAAGACCUUCGCCUCAGCGCCACGAUGGCCGAUUCCAUUCGUCAGCUGAAAAAACAGCUUCAAAUUCAGGAAGACAUUGAUACUGCCCACCAGCGCUGGUUUUUCUCUGGAAAGCUACUCACGGAUAAAACACGUUUACAAGACACCAAGAUCCAGAAGGACUUUGUAAUACAGGUCAUUGUUAGUCAGCCCAUUGUUCCCAACUAAACACAAAUCUUUGAACUGGGACUCAAUGAACUCAAACCUAUGUUUUCAUUAUAUAAAGUCACUGAUCAGGUGUGAGUUUCAGCACUUGUGCUUUUUAAAUAUUAAGCACAAACAUUUCUUCCAGAAAUGUCUACUUUCUUGAACCUAUGAGGAGCUGAAAAGGUCAAAUAUACAUGCAUAUAAGCAUGUGUAAAACAUUAAUAUAGUUCCACAGCAAUUGGGGAGUA